GUGCUUUACUUUGUUCUGAAUUCUUCUUCCUCUUUCUCUGUUGGCUUCUUCUUCACCUUUUUUACCCUCCUAUUAUUCCCAUAAAUAUUCCCUGCCUUUUCUUUUCUUUGUUUUUCAGUGGAAGUAUUUCUUUGAUUCUCAGUGGAGUGUUUGAAGCUCUGGAAAAAUGGCUGCAGAUAUCAGCCACCCUCCCAUGGAGCAGCUACAGGACCUUGAAUACUGCAUAGACUCCAAUCCUCCAUGGCCUGAAACUAUCUUGUUGGCAUUUCAAAACUACAUAUUAGUCAUUGGCACAAGUGUAAUGAUCCCCACAGCCCUUGUUCCCUUGAUGGGAGGAUCUGAUGGAGAUAAAGCACGAGUGAUACAAACUUUACUUUUUGUAGCUGGCAUUAACACACUUCUCCAAGCACUCUUUGGAACUAGGCUACCUGCUAUAGUGGGAGGCUCUUUUGCCUACGUCAUCCCAGUAAUCUAUAUCAUCAGCGACUCAUCUCUGCAGCGAAUCGAAGAGCCACAUGCAAGAUUUAUACAAACUAUGCGAGCUAUUCAAGGGGCUCUAAUUGUUGCUGCUAGCAUACAAAUAAUACUGGGGUAUAGUCAAGUUUGGGGACUCUUUUCACGAUUUUUCAGUCCCCUUGGCAUGGCACCAGUGGUUGGAUUGGUUGGUCUUGGAUUAUUUCAGCGAGGGUUUCCUGUGCUUGGGAAUUGUGUUGAAAUUGGUCUCCCAAUGCUAUUGCUGGUUAUUGGCCUGUCACAAUAUCUAAAGCAUGUUAAACCCCUGAGAGAUUACCCCAUUUUCGAAAGGUUUCCUGUGUUGAUAUGUGUCACAAUUAUCUGGAUAUACUCCAUCAUUCUAACUGCUAGUGGAGCUUAUCGAGGCAAACCAGCUAAGACUCAAUAUAGCUGCCGUACAGACAAAGCAGAUCUGAUAUCUACUGCUCCCUGGUUCAAGUUCCCAUAUCCUCUGCAGUGGGGCCCACCUACUUUUGCAGCUGGUCAUUCAUUUGCUAUGAUGUCUGCUGUUCUUGUGUCAAUGGUUGAGUCAACUGGGGCCUAUAAGGCAGCAUCUCGUCUGGCAAUAGCUACUCCACCACCAGCCUAUGUACUUAGCCGCGGCAUUGGUUGGCAGGGUAUAGGGGUUUUGCUGGAUGGUCUUUUUGGGACAGGCACCGGAUCUACUGUGUCUGUGGAGAACGUAGGACUCCUUGGGCUCACUCGAGUUGGAAGUCGAAGAGUUGUUCAAAUUUCUGCAGGCUUCAUGAUAUUCUUCUCCGUCUUAGGAAAGUUUGGGGCUGUUUUUGCAUCCAUACCUUUCCCCAUAUACGCUGCAUUGUACUGUGUUCUAUUUGGACUCGUAGGUUCAGUUGGUUUAUCAUUUCUGCAGUUCACUAACAUGAAUUCUAUGAGGAAUCUCUUUAUAACGGGUCUUUCACUAUUUCUUGGGAUAUCAAUCCCGCAAUUCUUUGGUGAAUAUUGGGGUGCUAAUCGUCAUGGCCUUGUUCAGACAAAUGCUGGAUGGUUCAAUGCAUUCUUGAACACAAUAUUUGCUUCGCCACCAACAGUAGCACUGAUCAUUGCUGUAUUUCUUGAUAACACAUUAGACGUGGAGAAAUCAAAGAAAGAUCGCGGUAUGCCGUGGUGGGUGAAAUUCAGAACUUUUAGAGGUGAUAAUAGGAAUGAAGAAUUCUACACUUUGCCAUUUAAUCUCAACAGAUUCUUUCCACCUACGUAGCCAAGCUCGUCCUAACUAGCUUGCAGUUUAAAAAAAAAAAAGAAAGAAAAAAAGGUUUAUCCAAUCUUUAGGGUAAAGGUUAGUUCAUAUUUCAUUUCCCAGAUCAGUUAACCCGAUAGAUUAGAUUUCCUUGAAGCUAAAUUCUAGAGUUAUUUAGCAAAGCUGAUUUUGUUUCUUUCAACAAUUAUCCAAUUUUUUGUGGGCAUUUCUAGCAGCAAGGCCCCUAGUAGGAGCGCAAAGCUUGUAAUGAAAGCUUUUGUAGUUAUUGGACGUUGAUGAAUAAUAAAUUUUUCUCUUAUCUAUCUCA
Molecule: messenger RNA, 2039 nt
Organism: Coffea eugenioides
Lineage: Eukaryota; Viridiplantae; Streptophyta; Magnoliopsida; Gentianales; Rubiaceae
Product: nucleobase-ascorbate transporter 1
Exons: 14
Coding region: 167-1732 (521 amino acids)
Biological process (GO): transmembrane transport
Cellular component (GO): membrane
Molecular function (GO): transmembrane transporter activity
Source: RefSeq, a predicted model, not a curated record